This is a messenger RNA of Bactrocera latifrons, 1910 nucleotides long. RefSeq lists its product as uncharacterized. The coding region runs from base 371 to 1054 and encodes 227 amino acids. The record is from RefSeq and is a predicted model, not a curated record. Lineage: Eukaryota; Metazoa; Arthropoda; Insecta; Diptera; Tephritidae. The transcript is spliced from 4 exons.
CAACCCUAAUGUGUGCUGCUUGGAGAUCGCCACUUCCACCGACAGCAGAGUGAACAUCUGAGCUUGGCUUGCCGUUGCGUACUAGGUCAUUCUAGAACGUGACUCCACUUAAAGCGGGUGUGUCGUAGUAACGUGCUCACUUGUGCGCUAAUAGCAAAGUAAAUGAUAUUCAGCUGACCGCGUGUGAGCAUAUCGUGUAGUUGUGCGCGGCGAUCGGUUCAGUGUUCGAACGAAUUGAGGAAGUGAUCGAUUUGAAAGCAACGAAAAGUAGAAGCAGCAAAAUUAUCAAAAUACAAAAGUGAUCUGUAUUAGUUGGUUAAAAAAACUGAAACUAAACUAUAAACAGCAACAACAAAUACAAAUAUCAAAGAUGCCAACGUACGCCAAACAGGAUCAUAUAUAUCUUCUGAAACUAAUCACAGUUUUAACUGUUCUAGUGCAAGGAACGCUCGGUCAAUCGUUUUUGCUCAGUUUGGGACAAAAUCAGCGAAACUUCUUUUCGGAARGCAAUUCACAUGAAACGCUUUUGAAUCAACCACUUACCGAACGUCUAAACUAUACGGAUACAGUGCCGAACAUACAUUUGGAGACGCGUGGAGAGUUUGAUGAUAACAACACCACGAUAAUUGUUAUAAAGAGUACAGUACACGAACAAUCCAACGAAUUGUCACAGACUGCAAUGGACAUCAUAACUAUAGUUUGGUAUGUGGCCACAUUUCUGGCGCUGGCGGCAUUCUUCUUACUCAUGGCCUGCUCGGACAGACGCUGCACGGAGAGCCGAGGCAGCGUGUUGCGCAACGAAACGCCAAUUGCACCGCCCACACCCUCGCCAUCAUACAGCGAAUUUGCACCGCCCAGCUAUGAUUCAGUGAUCAAAAUGCAGCACGACGCCAAAACCAGCGUCUUCGUUAUACCUUUCACGCCCAUGGAUCCAUCAGCGAACAAAGAUGUGAGCAAUAACAGUAAUGGUGGCGGUGUGCACACACCGCAGACACCAACCACGCCAGCAAUCAAUYUCUACACAGUGAAUGAGUUGGAGAAGUUUAGUUGUUAACAAUAAUAAUAUGUGCGCAUGUGUUUAUGCAUUUAAUCGAUUUAAAUGUGACAGUAUGUGUCAGCAUGAAUCACACCCGGCGGGAUUAACGUAAAGCGUGUUCUAAUAGGUCAAAGUCGAUAAGUGAUAGCCCUAAUUGGUAACUAACUGUAUAAUUGUGUAUAUAGAGAACACAUUUAUAUAUGUUUAUGUAUGUAUAUAUUUACACCGUAAAACGAAUCAAAUUUUCUCAAAAGAACUGUGAUAUUAGUUAAAGUUGCUUCUAAUUGCAUUUGUUGAAUACAUAUUUAAGCAAGCUCUGUUAUUAUUAGGUAUUGCAAGGGAUUGAGAAUAACAGAAAUAACAAUCGCCAUUAGUAUAUAUAAUUGCAGUGCGUUUGUAAAUGAAAACAAAGCAACUAUAAGUAUGUAAAUAUUACUUUGUAAAUAAUAURCGUACGUACAUAUGUAUAUAUCAUUUCUAUUUACGUAGCCUCAAUUACGUUACGUAAUACGAGUACUAUGAUAACUUUAUGUGCAUACAUAAAACGACUUAGCUUUACCUUAAUUUGUAAGUAUGUAAGUAAGCGAAAGACUGAAUUAUUUGCGAAGAUAUGCAAAAACCAUAUUUUCCACUGUAAUUAGUCGGUGCUUUAUGUUUUCCUGUUAUUAUGCUAUACGUACAUAAAUAUAUAUACAAUAUUAUAUUAUAAGUGGUUAUUUGAAAUGAAAAGCAAAAUAUGUUAAAUUAAUAAUUAUAGUUUUUUGUAUUUAAUACAAUUAAGUGCACAACGUGCGAACAAGUAUUAUGUAGUAUUUUAAGAAAAGAUAAUAAAAUGAAUUAAAUUAUUGUUAARAAAUUGAAUGGAAAUUAAAAA